UGACGUGGCACUUGACAAGGAUGCCACAUGGUGAAGGUCAAUUAAUUCUUCUUCUUCUUAUUAUUUUCAUGCUGUAAAAUGCUAACCUUUUUUCUUUACAAAAAUUCUCAAUUCGAUGCAACAUUAUUAUUCCUUUGCAGCAAAAAAAUAAAAAAAAAUAAAAAAAAAGAGAGUCUGAAGUCGAAACUUGAGGUCAUCUGCUCCACUAGUUAACAUUGAAGACUUGUACGAAGUUUCUACUUCUGCAGUCUCCUCCAUUUCUUCUAUGCUCAAAAGCUUAUAGCACACUUUCCUCUCUCACAUCGGGUUAGUUGGUUGCAGUGCAUGAGAUCGAAAAGGUUGAUCUUAUUGUAUGAUAUUAUCAAGAAGAAAAUGAUGAGAUUAUAAGAAACAUGAUGAAUGAAAGUUCAAGUAAAGUUCAGCAGGGCAAUCAACAAGAGGGCGAGAACAUUAAAAUUGAAAAGUUGUCAAAGGCGGCCUCCACCUCAAGAUCAUGGUCAGCAUUCAGAAACCCAAGAAUUGUACGAGUGUCUCGUUCUUUGGGAGGAAAAGAUAGGCACAGCAAGGUUUGCACCAUUAGGGGACUGAGGGACCGAAGGAUUAGACUGUCUGUGCCCACAGCAAUUCAGUUAUAUGAUCUUCAAGAUAAGCUUGGACUCAACCAACCUAGCAAGGUGGUAGAUUGGUUGCUUGAAGUAACCAAAUCUGAUAUUGAUAAACUCCCACCACUUCAAUUUCCUCACUGUUUUGCUCAGUUUCACCAACAAACUCCACUGUCAGGUACCUCUCAGUUCUCUCUUGGAAGCUUGUAUGAUGGUGUUAAUUCCUCUUUUUUAAAGGAUGGGGGAAACCAAAAUCUCAUGACAAAGUCAACAAGGUAUUGGGAUUUAGAUUCUCAAAACCGUACGGAGUUAGCUGAAAGUGUCUCAACCUCCCAGAAGGGCAAGUUCUGGAUCAAACCAAAUGAACUAGAAAAUCAUCAAAAUGGAAUUGUUGGUACUAGUACUCGUAAUAGAGAAGAAUCUUCAGCUCAUUGUAAGGUCUUCCCCCUUGGGACUAAUAGCUCUUAUUUACCUGGUUUGUCAAACAAUGCCAUCACACAUAACUCCUACCACCAUUCUGAGCCUUCAACUCUAUCUUUAUCCCACCUUGGAAGCCAUGAAUUAUUUCCUUCCCAUCCAAGCACUGGCAGUAGUGUGCAAUUUUCAUCUUCUAAUUUCUGUGGAGCAUCUGGUCCCCAAUUACUUUUUUCUCCACCUUCUGCUACACCAUCUGCUUUUUACUCGGUGGAAAGCGAUCCAAGACAAUCCAACAGUAUUCAGAUCUUUAGCUCUAGUUCCCAAGUCAUGAUGCCUCAUCCUCUCAUCCAAUCUAUUCAUUCCACCACUUCACCUCUUAGACGCCUUCCAACAUCAUUAAGUUCCAAGCUUUUUGAUUCAGAUAAUACCGAUCGUAGCCAACAAGGUAAGGGUAGUACUCGUUCUUGAACCUCCUCAUCAUCUCCCUUUCUCUCGCAAACGAUGUCAACAACGCAAACAAGAUAUAUAUCAGUAUUCAACAGGCUAAAGCGCGUGAUUCUUAAUUUUGUAAGUAUGGCAAUGCUGGCUAUACAUAUACACUAUUUAUAUUUGAAUUGAACUUUGUGGUUGCAACCUUUAGAUACCUUGUUGCUUAAUCAUUAUGAAUACGAGGUAUAAUAAAAUAUUCUGAAUUAGUGCUCAUGUGCUUAUGUGUUAGAUCUUUCAUAUGAAUUUGUUGGAGUGUUUUAAUCUAAUAGUUUAAACUCUUAAAUAACCGAGUGGGACGAGUUCGAUCAUUUUCAUCAUAGGUAGACUCUACUAGACUUCAAGUCCAAAUAGUUCUAGUGUUUUCCUUUAAACUUGAAUUAUAUUUUGGUUCAUGACACCAUAUACACAACCUUGAGUCAUGUAUAGUAAAUGGUUUAACUCUUGGGACAAAUAAUCAUAACGUAAAUAUUUUAUCAAAACAAAUACAAAACUGAUGAGCCUCAAAUGUUUUCUUGUGCAGAAUAGAAAGUUCGACAUGAGACUUUCUUAUCUGAUGAUUUGAUCUCUUAUAGAUUGGAUUAUGUUUCAUGUUAUAAGUGAUAAUUGAUGAUUACGUUGAAAGUCAGAUUAAGGUGUAGUAUAUAAAUACAAGUGAAGUCAGCAGUGUACUAUAAUUAAGAGAAAACUCAUGAAAGUGGGGUAGCCUUGUACUCCAUCUUUCAUUGACAUAUUAUGCUUUUAUCAAAAUGCUAUUAUCCCAUUUGAGUACAAAAGGAAGCUUAAACUGGUACUAUUCUCACAGCAUUCUAAUUGAGAUCACUGUGUACUGAGCAUAUGGUAAUGUUUGUUUGAAAAGAGUACAAUAAAUUAAUUAUGAAGUCCAAGAUGCAUACAUAAUUGAUGUAGCUUGAUCAACAGAUAUACACUGUUCUUGCUUUUUGAACUUUACGUGCUAUCUCUCUCACACACUUGCAUGCUGUACUCUCAUUUUAAAUGGAAGGCAUAGGAGUAAUGGGGAUUUUCCAAAUGAUUCAAAGUGUCUUGUUGAACAAUAUAUUAUUUUAUUUGCCAUUUAACGCUGCUCUUGAACUUUUUUCUCCUAACAUGUGUUGCUUUUUGCGGACGAUUUGACCAAGGAAGUGUUGAAAAUGAAUCCCAAGAAGGCUUCUCUCACCUGUACACAUCCAUGCACUCAUAUUUAAGCUUUCUGCAUAAUUGCUAUUUUCAGAAUGUCAGAUUUAAGCUGAGUGAAACCAAGACAUGUGUAUGAUGCAAAAGGAUCACAACGGUUCGGCCUAACAGCCAUAUAAUA
Messenger RNA from Vigna radiata var. radiata (mung bean), 2820 nucleotides. RefSeq names its product transcription factor TCP5. Gene Ontology annotation, molecular function: sequence-specific DNA binding; DNA-binding transcription factor activity. Bases 393 to 1487 code for a protein of 364 amino acids. The record is from RefSeq and is a predicted model, not a curated record. Gene Ontology annotation, cellular component: nucleus. The transcript is spliced from 2 exons. Lineage: Eukaryota; Viridiplantae; Streptophyta; Magnoliopsida; Fabales; Fabaceae.